Drosophila biarmipes is the source of this 1512-nucleotide messenger RNA. RefSeq names its product probable cytochrome P450 6a14. Gene Ontology annotation, molecular function: iron ion binding; oxidoreductase activity, acting on paired donors, with incorporation or reduction of molecular oxygen; monooxygenase activity. Lineage: Eukaryota; Metazoa; Arthropoda; Insecta; Diptera; Drosophilidae. Bases 401 to 1471 code for a protein of 356 amino acids. The record is from RefSeq and is a predicted model, not a curated record. The transcript is spliced from 2 exons.
GUUAAUUAAAAUGUACAUUGCUGAUAUUAAAAUACUCGCAAAGUUUAAGUGUAAAUGUUUAAAAUCGGGUAUCACUUGACUUUUGGAACGCUUCCCUCAGCCAUGUUAGUUUCUACAGAAAGGCACAGCAACGAUAAGAGUUUGUCCAAAGCUUUGUAAGGGUAUAAAGGCUGGACCUGUUUGGCUUUAUUUUCAGUGUCCCCGGUUGUUUAAACGGGAAUAGUGUAAAGUGACUGUUUAUAAUGUUCGUAACACUUGUCCUCUUCGGCGCGCUCCUGGCCUUGGCCUACAGCUUCUACCACAACACCCACAGCUACUGGACCAGAAAGGGUGUUCCCCUUUCCGAGACAUCAACCAGAGGAUAUAUGAUCACUUCAAGGGGACGACACCUCUGGCGGGAAUGUUUAUGUUCGUCAAGCGAACCGCCUUGAUCAUUGAUCUGGACCUCAUUAAGCAAGUGCUUAUAAAAGACUUCAACUACUUCCAAGAUCGUGGGGCCUUCAAUAACCCGAGGGACGAUCCGCUGACAGGACACCUCUUCAGCCUGGAAGGUGACGAGUGGCGAGCGAUGCGGCACAAGCUGACCCCUGUGUUCACCUCCGGAAAGAUUAAGCACAUGUCGGGAGUUGUCGUGGAGGUGGGUCACCGCCUCUUCGAUGCCAUGGACAAGGCUGUCACAGUCUCUAGGGUCGAGGAUGGCGAUGUGGAGAUCAAGGACCUGUGUGCCCGGUUUACAACCGAUGUCAUAGGUUCGUGUGCCUUUGGCCUGGAGUGUAACAGCCUCCAGGAUCCAAAUGCCGAGUUUCGAGCCAUGGGGCGCAAGCACUUUGAAUCGCGUCGUCAUCCCCAGAUAGUGCAUUCCUUUAUAAUGACCAAUGCCAAGUUGGCUAAAAAACUGCGGGUUAAGAUGUUGCCCGAUGAUAUAACUGACUUCUUUAUGUCGGCCGUCCGGAACACCGUCUUCGUAGCCGGAUUCGAGACCUCCUCCAGCACAAUGUCCUUCUGCCUGUACGAGCUGGCCCUCAACCAGGACAUUCAGCAGCGAGUGAGGCAGAAGAUCGACAGCGUGCUCAGUAGCACGGAAGGAGGCGAAAUAACCUAUGAUGCGCUGGCCGAAAUGACUUAUUUGGAACAGGUGCUGGCUGAAACCCUGCGGAAGUACUCUAUUGUGUCCCACCUCGUAAGAGAGGCCAAUCGAGACUAUAAAGUUCCCGGCACAGACAUUGUCAUAGACAAAGGCAGCAAUAUCUUGAUUCCCGUCUAUAAUAUCCAUCACGACCCUGACAUAUAUUCCCAGCCGGAAAAGUUUGAUCCCAGUCGCUUUGAUCCGGAAGCAGUCAAGUCGCGGCACCCGAUGGCCUAUUUGCCCUUUGGAGAUGGACCACGGAAUUGCAUUGGACUGCGAUUUGGAAAAAUUCAAGCCAAGAUUGGUUUGGUUUCCUUGCUGCGCCAUUUUAAGUUUGCAGCAUAGAAACGCACCGAAGUUCCUUUAAUAAUGUCAAAAACCUCUCU